This is a messenger RNA of Eremomyces bilateralis CBS 781.70, 1158 nucleotides long. RefSeq lists its product as uncharacterized. Bases 1 to 1158 code for a protein of 385 amino acids. The transcript has a single exon. The record is from RefSeq and is a predicted model, not a curated record. NCBI's taxonomy places the organism in Eukaryota, Fungi, Ascomycota, Dothideomycetes, Eremomycetales, Eremomycetaceae.
AUGGACUACCCUCAACCUCCCCUCGCUUACUACUACCCUGUCACUUACACCUAUCCUGUCACUCAAACCUACUAUUACGCUGGCACUCCGCCUCAACGUCUUUCCGAAACCCAGGCUAACAUGGAUCCACCCCAGGCUGCCGAAUCACUUUGCAUGAAUGGACGAGCUUUGAAUGAGAAAGCGGUCGAAGUCUCUCCGUCCUCUUCUCGCGUCCUCGAUCGCGCUGCCGAUAUCCUCACUCCGUUCCCGCCGUCAAAGAACCGACCGCGUCCCGGUGACUGGACUUGCCCAUCAUGUGGUUUCUCCAACUUCCAACGUCGCACGGCUUGCUUCCGAUGCUCCUACCCGAUCAACGCCAUGCCUCCGGCACCGGCUGAGAUGGGCUAUAUGCACGGCGGUGCCUACGGUUACGGUCCUCCUCAGAUGAUGGGCCAUGGACAUCAUUCCAUGGGCGGACACCAUGGUAUGCAUGGCCAUAUGGGUGGUGGUGGUGGUGGUGGUGGUGGUGGUGGUCGGGGAGGUGGCGGAGCUGGAAAUGUCAUUCCGUUCCGUGCAGGCGACUGGCAAUGUGGAGCUAACGGCUGCAACUAUCACAAUUUUGCGAAGAAUGUUUCAUGCCUUCGAUGCGGAGCGAGCCGAAGCCGAGCCUUGCUCGUAGCGGAUACUGCGACGACGUUCUCUACUCCGAUGAACCAACCCGGCAGUUACGGAAUGGGUGGACCUCCUGGUGCUCCAAUGGAAGCUGGUCCUCCGGGUCACUUCGGCGGCCCCGCAGGAUUCGACUCGACUCCGAACUUCCCUGGACAAUUCGGACAAGCCAGCACCUACGCACUCCCUAGCGGACUGGGUGCAGCGUCUCCCUAUCCUCCGAUGGGAGGUCAACAAUAUGCUGCGAACGGUGGCUCCGGUAUACCUGGACCUUCCGGUGGUUUCGACAGCCGUGCCGAGGCUGCUUUCACUUCCGCAGGGCAACCGGGCGGUGUUGGUAACGUCAGCUCCGCCGGUGCCGGUGCCAAUGCCUCCAGCUUUGCAAACGGCGCACCUGGAUUCGAUGGGGCCAGUGACCCAUUCUCGUUCCUCAGCUCCGGCCUUGGAGGGUUGAGCAUCAAUGACUCCUCGAGGUCUGGCGGUGGCCCACCUAGCAAGUCCCCUGCCUAG